Messenger RNA from Salvia hispanica, 590 nucleotides. RefSeq lists its product as uncharacterized. The record is from RefSeq and is a predicted model, not a curated record. NCBI's taxonomy places the organism in Eukaryota, Viridiplantae, Streptophyta, Magnoliopsida, Lamiales, Lamiaceae. Gene Ontology annotation, biological process: cytokinin biosynthetic process.
ACAUACAAAAAGAAGCAUUCAUCUUCAACCAAAUCUCCUCUCUCCACAGCCAUGAACGCAUCCACCUCCGAUUACUCCAGCGGCUGCGAAUCCGGCUGGACCACCUACUUCGAUCAAAUCUCCAAUUCCACAGAUUACUUCCACACCAAUUACCACGACAAAGCCGGCGCCGCCGCCUACUCCGACGAAGAUCAGUCGAUGGUAUCAGACGCCUCGUCGGCGCCGCCGCACCACUCCGCCUACUACGCCGCGGCGGAGGAAAAAAAGACGAAGAAGAACAACAAGAGCAAAGGAGCACACGCGAAGAAGGAGAAGCAGGCGAUGUGCCUCGACGACACGGCUAGCUCUUCCAUCUUCCACUUCUCGCAGAGCAAUGCACCUCCUUCCGAUGACUCCGCCGCGCAUUUUGAGGGCGAAUCCGUGACGAAGAAGCGCCUGAGUUUCUUCAAAUCUUCAACCAAAGGGAAAUCAGGAAAGAGGCAGUGAGAAUAAUGGGUGACAAAUGAAAAUGGGGAUGGCAUCUGAAUUUCCAAGAUUGUUGUCUGUGUAUUUAUCUUCUUGAUUUUUUAAUCUUUUUCUACCUCUGUUUA